Esox lucius (northern pike) is the source of this 6377-nucleotide messenger RNA. RefSeq names its product protocadherin-9. Gene Ontology annotation, molecular function: calcium ion binding. NCBI's taxonomy places the organism in Eukaryota, Metazoa, Chordata, Actinopteri, Esociformes, Esocidae. Gene Ontology annotation, biological process: homophilic cell-cell adhesion. The record is from RefSeq and is a predicted model, not a curated record. Gene Ontology annotation, cellular component: plasma membrane. Bases 976 to 4686 code for a protein of 1236 amino acids. The transcript is spliced from 5 exons.
CAGUUCUAGGAGGAGAGUGCGAGUGUAAACAGUGCACACCACUUCACACAUACAUGGGAUUGAAUGGACUUGAUACCGGCUAUCAUGGAUCCAUUGAAAUAUAUUUCAAGACAGUGAAUAUAUUUUUUUAUUCGUCUUUUUCGCGUUUAUUUUAAUUUUAUUUUUACUACAAUCGGAGGCGCAAUAUUAAAUGGACAACCUCAGUAAACUUGACACAUGUUUGGACCAGCAAGCCGUGUGCAGCACACUAUCAGCGGGCGUUAUAAGCUGAACAGGUAGCAAGCGAACCUGACUAAAGCUGCCAAAAGCUACCACCGGCAAAUUACGACUAAUAGGAGCUACUGGUAAUGCGGAAUGACUUCAUGGGACUCGUGGGUUCUUCGGAACCGCUGCGCGCCAAUGAUCAGCUGAUUUUUUUAAAGAGAAUCAUCAACGACAACCGCAGUCCACAAUAUAUCGCAGAUUGAAAGCGGCAUCAACGCUUCAUCUAAAGUUAAAAGCCUAGAACGAACUGUUAAACGCUUGUAAAUGUAAUAAUUUUAGUGUUGCUCCCCAGCUCGCGCAGUUGUUUUCUUCACAACUCAACUGCAAUUCGCCCAAUGGAAAGACAAAUCAUUGCGCUUCACAGAAGACUUACAGAAAUCUAAAGACUUGUAUUGAAGCGGAUGUCUUAACACCGGAGUAAAACCAGCAUGUCCCUGCUCUGAAUAGGAUUUGUAUCGAAUAAGAGGUCUCUACAAAGCACAAACCAAAUGUUUGGCAUCAGAAGGACACGCAUUCCAAUUCUCGUAUGUGCUAAAGGGGAUUUUCUUUUGGAUAACGGACUGUCCGUGGACACUGUCCUUUCUCACAUGGAAGAUUUCACCAAUCCCUCACUGUGACAUUCAACACUGAAUGCGGAGGAGAGGAAAAAGAAGUGCUUGAAUACCAAAUUGAAUAUUUGAAAACUACAACCAUAAUACAAGCAUUGAAGCCAUGGAUCUAAGAGACUUCUACCUACUGGCUGCCCUGAUAGCCUGCUUUUGGAUGGACCCGUCUACAGCUCAGGAGCUCAUCUACCCCAUCAGAGAGGAGUUGCAGGAAAAUGUUCUGAUUGGAAACAUACCAAAGGACCUGAAUAUCUCUCAUAUGAAUGCUGCGACAGGAACCAGCGCCAACCUGGUCUACAGACUGGUAUCUAAAGCGGGCGACAACCCGCUGCUCAGAGUGUUGAGCAGUACGGGGGAGAUAUUCACCACCUCCAACCGCAUCGACAGAGAGAAGCUGUGCCCCGGUCCCUCGUUUGAGGAGAGCGAGUGCUCCUUUGAGAUCGAGGUGGUGAUUUUACCCAACGACUAUUUCAGACUGAUCAAGAUUAAAAUAGUUGUUAAGGACACCAACGACAACGCUCCCAUGUUCCCAUCCCCUGUCAUAAACAUCUCCAUCCCGGAGAACACACUUAUCAACAGCCGCUUCGCCAUCCCCUCCGCCACCGACCCAGACACCGGCCCCAAUAGUGUUCACAAGUACGAGCUGGUGAAUGGGCAGAGCGCCUUUGGGCUGGACAUCGUGGAGACGCCCGAGGGAGAGAAGUGGCCGCAGCUCAUCGUUCAGCAGAACCUGGACCGGGAGCAGAAAGACACGUAUGUCAUGAAGAUCAAGGUGGAGGAUGGGGGGGCGCCGCAGAAAUCCAGCACCGCCAUCCUACAAGUCACGGUCACAGACGUCAACGACAACAAGCCGGUUUUCAGGGAAAGCCAGAUGGAGGUCCACAUACCCGAGAACUCCCCCAUAGGGACCUCAGUGGUCCAACUGCAGGCUACGGAUGCAGACGUCGGGGCAAACGCAGAAAUCAAAUAUAUGUUUGGGACACAGGUGUCCCCGGCAACCAAGAGGCUCUUUGCUUUGAAUGGCACCAGUGGCCUUAUAACCGUUCAGAGGCCCCUGGACAGGGAAGAGACAGCCAUACACAAGCUGUCUGUGUUGGCCAGUGAUGGCAGCUCCAGCCCAGCCAGAGCCACCAUAACCAUAAAUGUGACGGAUGUGAACGACAAUCCACCAAACAUUGAUCUGAGGUACAUCAUCAGUCCCAUAAAUGGCACUGUGUUUCUCUCUGAGAAGGAUCCGAUAAACACCAAGAUUGCUCUUAUAACGGUGUCGGACAAGGACAUGGACGUGAACGGCAAGGUCAUUUGUUUCAUCGAGAAAGAUGUCCCUUUCCACCUCAAAGCGGUGUACGACAACCAGUAUUUACUAGAGACGUCAGCAUUGCUAGACUUCGAAGGGACCAAAGAGUACAACUUCAAAAUCGUGGCCUCUGAUUCUGGCAAGCCAAGCUUGAAUCAGACUGCUUUGGUUAGGGUGAGGCUGGAGGAUGAAAAUGAUAACCCACCCAUCUUUAGUCAGCCAGUCAUCGAGCUGGCCGUCAUGGAAAACAAUAUACGCGACCUGUUUCUCACAACACUCAGCGCCACAGAUGAGGACAGUGGGAAGAAUGCAGAGAUUGUGUAUCAGCUGGGGCCUAAUGCCUCCUUCUUUGAUCUGGACCGUAAAACUGGUGUCCUCACAGCCUCCAGGGUGUUUGACCGCGAGGAGCAGGAACGUUUCGUCUUCACAGUAACAGCCAGAGACAACGGGACUCCUCCACUUCAGAGCCAGGCGGCUGUCAUCGUGACGAUUCUUGAUGAAAAUGAUAACAAUCCCAAGUUUACCCACAACCACUUCCAGUUCUUUGUGUCAGAGAAUCUGCCAAAGUACAGCACUGUGGGGGUGAUUACUGUCACAGACUCAGACGCGGGGGAAAAUGCUGCCGUCACGCUGUCGAUACUCAGUGACAAUGAAAACUUCAUCUUGGACCCGUAUUCUGGGGUCAUUAAGUCCAACAUGUCCUUCGAUCGCGAGCAGCAGAGCUCCUACACCUUUGACGUCCGGGCUGUGGAUAGUGGGCGGCCGCCCUGUUCCUCCGCUGCUAAGGUGACCAUCAACGUCAUCGACGUGAAUGACAACAUCCCCAUCGUCAUCUAUCCUCCGUCGAACACCUCCAUCAAACUGGUCCCCCUCUCCUCCAUCCCUGGAUCGGUGGUGGCCGAGGUCUUUGCUGUGGACGGCGACACGGGCAUGAACGCAGAGCUCAAGUACACCAUAGUGAGCGGCAACAACAAGGGCCUGUUCCGGAUCGACCCUGUGACAGGAAACAUCACGUUGGAGGAGAAGCCUGCUCUGUCCGACAUGGGGCUACAUCGACUUGUGGUCAACAUCAGCGACCUGGGCUACCCUAAGUCCCUUCACACCUUGGUGCUGGUGUUCCUGUACGUGAACGACACGGUCGGCAAUGCUACCUUCAUCCAUGACCUCAUCCGCCGCACAAUGGAGACACCCCUGGACAGGAAUAUUGGGGAGAGCAGUGAAACCUACCAGAGCGGAGACUAUCUAACCAUCAUGAUCGCCAUUGUUGCAGGUGCGAUGGUGGUGAUCGUGGUGAUCUUCGUGACGGUGCUGGUUCGCUGCCGCCACGCCUCGCGGUUCAAAGCUGCCCAGCGGAAGAAACAGGGCGCCGAGUGGAUGUCGCCCAACCAGGAGAACAAGCAGAACAAGAAGAAGAAGCGGAAGAAAAGGAAGUCGCCCAAGAGCUCCCUCUUGAACUUUGUCACCAUCGAGGAGAACAAAGCAGAUGACACAGCCCGCGAGCCAAUCAACGGCACCAUCAGCCUCCCGGCCGAGCUGGAGGAGCAGGGCAUUGGCCGCUUUGAUUGGAGCACGGCCCCCACCACCACCUUCAAACCCCCCAGCCCUGACCUGGCCCGACACUACAAGUCUGCCUCACCACAGUCGGCCUUCCACCUGAAAGCGGACACGCCGGUCUCUGUGAAGAAGCACCACGUCAUUCAGGAGCUCCCCUUGGACAACACCUUCGUAGGGGGCUGUGAUACCCUCUCCAAGAGGUCCUCCACCAGCUCUGACCACUUCAGUGCCUCUGAGUGCAGUUCCCAGGGAGGAUUCAAGACUAAGGCACCCAUUCACCCCACCAGACAGGCGCCGCUAACAGGAACUCUAACCCGCACCAGAACUGAGCUCAACCCCGAGUACCUGGACCUCCGCACCAGAACCGAGCUCAACCCUGACUACUGGACCCCAUGCACACCCCUAUCGCAGCGGCGUGUCACGUUUCACCUGCCAGACGGUUCUCAGGAGAGUUGCAGUGACAGUGGGCUGGGGGACCACGAGCUCCUCUCACACCCUCUCCCUCUGGUUCAGGGCCAGACACAGGAGGACUUCUACCAACAGGCUUCCCCUGACAAGAGGACAGAAGCGGAUGGAAACUCUGACCCCAACUCUGAUGGACCUCUGGGACCGCGAGGCCUUGUGGAAGCCACAGAGAUGUGCACCCAGGAGUGUCUAGUACUGGGCCACUCUGACAACUGCUGGAUGCCCCCUACUCUUGGCUCCUAUGGCCAGCCCAAGUCUCCAGUUUCCAGCUUUGCCACCCAGAAAGAAUGGGCCAAAGAGAAACUGCUCAACGGCCAUACUACCUUGACCCGGACCUGGAAGGCUGAUAACGGUCGGGACCAGUUUGGAGACAGGAAGCAAUUUUGCAGUGGGGAGGGACACUUUGGCAGCAGUGUUCACAUGGCUGACAUCCCAUUGGCUAGUUUGAAAUCCUACCAGCCAACUGCUGGCCCAGACACUACGAAAGAACAUCAGCUAUAAGAGGAGCUCUGAUUUGACUAGGCCAAUCGGAACGGGCCAAUUGGAACAGGGCAAUGGACGCAAAAGCUUUUUUGUCUUUUAUCAUUUUGUCCUACUUGAUUCAAAUGGAUGCGUCGGCUAUGUGAUGGUUACAUGUAGUAUGUAGACAACUAGAUGAUGAUGUAGACUCUACUAUUACACUUUUAUCAUGAGUUUACUACAGUUUUACUAUGAUUUUAUUAUGGUUGGUGCAAGGACAGAAAGACUCUCUUGAUUCCCUUUUGAUGAACAAGCCUUCCUCUGAGGACUUGUUCACCUCUACACUGAACUGAUACAGGUGGAAUGUGGAGGACAAGGUGAUCCGAACAACCUGGGAAAAAGGAAGAAAACAAAAAUGGAUUUCAUAUACUCAACAGUUACGAAAUGAAAAAAAUACUAUUAUGGCUGACCAAUAUAUUCAAAUAUUGUGACGUGGUUGUUAUUGAGUUGUUUGGGACUAUAUUAAUCAACACAAUCAAAGAUAAUGGAGUUACAGUCCCCAUCCCAAAUGGCACUCUAUUCCCUACGUAGUGCAUUUCUUUUGUCCAGGGCCACGGUCCCAAAUAGCACCCUAUUCCCUGCAUAGUGCACUAGUUUUAACCAGGGCCAUAGGUGCCAUUUGGGAUGCAUCACACAGUAGGAGCGCUUGUUGUUCUGAUGAUAACACUGUUAGUGGAGACUUGUUUAGUCUGUCAAUGUCAAUGUGUUUGUAAAUAGCAAACUUACUACUAACCAAUGUCAUAUAUCUGUGACCCUCCCAUGGAAAUGUUAGAGCAGUGCUCAUGGCUGUCAUCCCUCAUCAUUUAAACUUCUGUUGUGUCUGAAAUGGCAGCUGUAUUCCCAAAGAGGUCCACAUCUUCAGACCAGGUAGUGUUAAAUACAGGGAGUAUGGUGGCCUUUUAGAUGCGCGCUAUGCAUAUGGGGUUUCAGUCUUUCAUUUCCCCUUUUAGUGGUGUUGUUGGAAGACUGGGCAUUUAUGAAAAUUAUAAACACAUUUUCUGCCAUUAUAUAAAAGAUGCACAAUAUUACCCCAAAAUCUCUGCUUUUUUAAUUCAUCUACAGGAUUCUGGAACCAACCCUGUCAAGCAAACAUAUUUUUUCAAAACAAAUUUUGUAUCAUUGAUGUAUUUCGCUCAAUUUCUACAUUAUGGGAAAAGAAAAGCUCUAAUCUUUUCCCCAAAAAAGUUAAUAAAAAAAAUAUUAAAAACUGAUGUUACAAUUCAACAGCAAUAUAUUUGUAAAUGGCUUAAGUGUAUUAUCUAACUGACUUGUUAUUGUACAACAGCUCAUUUAAGUUGGGAAGUCAAUUUAAUGCAAUUGAAAACUAGUACUUCAACCUGCAUUUAAUUUUGUCAAUAUAUAGAUUGGCUAUAAUUUGUCCUUAUACGACUAUCAUUUUUCUAUGUAUGACUAUCAUGUGUCUAUAUACAACUGUAAUCUGUCCAUAUAUAACUGUCAUUUGUCCAUAUACCGCUAUCAUUUGAUCAUAUACCUCUAUCAUUUGUCUAUAUCCCUCUAUCAUUUGUCCAUAUCGCACUAUAAUUUGUCCAUAUACCUCUAUCAUUUGUCUAUAUACCUCUAUCAUUUGUCCAUAUAGUACAUCUAUCAUUUGUUUAUACACUCACCUAAAGGAUUAUUAGGAACACCUGUUCAAUUUCUCAUUAAUGCAAUUA